GUAUACCGUUCCCUCAGGCUGUUCUCUUAAUCCACCCUUGUACUCAGCUUCUCCUCUCCAGACCUCCUUCUCCCUCCCCCUUUGCACCUUUCUCAGCCCAGACCUCAAUCACGAACCGAAUCAUACCAUCUCCCUGUUGCCAUUUCAAUCUUUUCUCGAUUUCAUGUUGUGUCUUGUCCAUGUAUUUCCUUCGAACGCUUUCAACAUCAGGCUACAAACUGUUGUACACGGGACUAGGGGCCAAAGGACUAGACUGCACUGCUCAAUCCUACUGGGUCGGAUCAAUUUGGGGCCGACGAACCCGAUGAAUAUGUCAGCAAAGACGGGUUUGAAGAUGGUAGCAUAUGCCUUUGGAACCGAUGGUGAGAAGGAGGCAAUGGCCAGGAUCCCGGGUGAAUUUUAUUGGCCGGCUCGCUUAUCAAGAAUUACUGCUACCUGUUGGACAGCCCUCUCUACCGCUGAUGAUGAGACCGACGCCAUUGAAGCCAAUCAAGAAUUACUGAAUAUCCUCAACAUCGAGGCUCAUCUAUUUCCUCUUAACCUGGCAUCUUCCCCCGCCCUUUCGAUCAUCAGUCAAUCGUUCGUCUCGACAAGUUUCACCUUGAUGCUCCUUAUCAUCUUCUUCCCGCUCUCACAGUCGACACCUUGGGUCAUUCAACCCAUUCCCUUCAUUAACCCAUUCCCUUCAUCAACCCAUUCCCUUCAUCAACCCAUUCCCUUCAUCGAUCCAUCUCCUACCUUGAAAGGGGUCUCUCCAAGUCUGCUAUUGAUCGCUAUAUCCUGCAGUUCAUUUUCGUUUCUCACACAUCCUCGGGUCAUGUACCGGGACUCACUCUCGAUCUGCACGGGGCAAACAAACUCAGAGGUUUUCUUGCGAUCGUCUAUCGACUCACAUAGACCGUGUGAAAUCUCAGGCCCAUUGAUUCACAAGCUACUAGGUGGAUGAAAGGUAUUCGUUCGACUUGUGAGUCCAUCCCGCCGAUCGGAUCAAACAG
Molecule: messenger RNA, 995 nt
Organism: Kockovaella imperatae
Lineage: Eukaryota; Fungi; Basidiomycota; Tremellomycetes; Tremellales; Cuniculitremaceae
Exons: 2
Coding region: 164-946 (260 amino acids)
Source: RefSeq, a predicted model, not a curated record